Molecule: messenger RNA, 8455 nt
Organism: Rosa rugosa (rugosa rose)
Lineage: Eukaryota; Viridiplantae; Streptophyta; Magnoliopsida; Rosales; Rosaceae
Product: trans-Golgi network-localized SYP41-interacting protein 1-like
Exons: 9
Coding region: 80-8014 (2644 amino acids)
Source: RefSeq, a predicted model, not a curated record
CAGAAUUUAAUGGUGACUGAGGCGUGACCGUAGUGAUUUUCGGGGAGUCACAGUGGGGAGCAACCACGGAGUGGAUCGGAUGGAGAAGAAGAAGAGCCGUACCAAUCUGCUCGCUGCUGGCCGUAAAAAGCUUCAACAAUUUCGUCAGAAGAAGGAUAAAGGCAGUGGAAGCCAUGGAAAAUCCACGAAAAAGUCUGGAAAAUCAGAGCAGCAUGCAACUAAACCUACAGCAGCAUCGUCUCAGGUCCGUGACGGAGAAACUGAGUCUGCUGUAGGUUCUAAUUCUGCAGACUCUGACACUAGUCAAAUUCGGGUUAGUAAGCCUGUUCAGAAUGAAGGUGAGAGUACUAGGACUGCUGCUGCUAAGGUGGCAAGAGACAUUUCAUUGGACACUUCACAUACAGUGGAUUCUGGAGGAGAAGCCAAGAAUUCAAAGAUGUCUAUACAGGUUGAUGUGUCAGGCGCCCAACAUGCUUCAGUCGAUAUUACAGAGAGGAAGGAGUCAUUGCCUUCACAGGAAAAUAUUAAAACAUCGUUAGUGCAAAAGAGAGAAGAUCAGAAUCUCAUUUGUUGUUGGGUAGGGGCAAUGCAGGAAGCUGAGGGUUUGGAUGCAAGGCAGUCUAAUCCUAGUCGUGAAGUAAAAGUGGAGCUUGAAGGAGAUAUCAGGCCUUCUGCUUCCGAGCUUGAAAGAAGUCUCGAGUCUUCUUCUGGUCCAGCUUCCUAUGUAGAUGAACCAACUGGUGCAGUGGAUGAAGCAUCUGUUUCAGCUGGUGCAACCAUGUUAUCAGGCAGGGAAGAAAGAGUUCUGGCAGAUACAGAAUAUCAGGCAGUUGGAGAGGAUUGUCAUCAGGAACAUGUUAUUGAUGGUUGUGAAAGGGCUUUGGAAACAAAUAUGAUGAGUUCGGAUAGAGGACCUGCAUCACCUGUUGCAGAUCCGAGCUCAAUCAGUCUCUCACAGAUCACAGAAGUUAUUAAGAGGCUUAAUGAAGAAGAGUUCUGUAUUCUUCUUAAGUCCAUUGAAUCAGUUUCUAGUACAUUGCUGGGGACCAACAGUUUAUUUGUAGCAGAACAUGGCUUUCGAGAAUUUUUUGAGCAACUUAAAGAAGAAUUGGUUCUCACAAAUUUCACCAAAGAUGUCUUUCACUUGCAGAUUGAACAGCAGUUUGAGAUGCAACUAGAGUUUGAUUGCCAGCAUCAUCGGUUGCUUGAGGAAACAUCUCUUCUUCGUGCUUCACUGAAUGAAGUUCGUGAGAAGAACCAGUGUCUUGCUGAAGAGCUUGCACAGUGCAGGGGUGAACUCCAAGCUGUUGCUUGUGGGAAGGAGGAGCUCCAAAACAAAUUUCAUACUGCGAAGGUGGAGGGUGAAGAAGCUUCUUCUAGAACAAUUGAGUUGCAUAACAACCUGGAAAGGGCACAGCAGGAUUUGUUCAGACUGUCAACAGAGUUAGCUGAUUGUAAAGGUUUGGUGCAAGCCUUACAGGUGGAAAAUGAGACCUUAAAUGGGACUAUAGUGUCAGCGGAUGAAGUUAAAAGUAAACUUAUGGAGCAAAAUAAUUUGUAUCUUCUUGAGAAGGAGAAGCUUUCAACUGACCUGGUUGAUCGUGAAAGUUUAGUGGCAACUCUACGGGGUAAAAUAUCAACCUUAAGCGGGAAUUUGGAUUCAGUAACACAUGAGAGGGAGCAUCUUGCUUGUGAAAAUGAGAAACUUGCAACAGAACUGGCUGACAGGAAGAAUAUAGUAUCAGCUUUGCAGGUAGAAAAUGCCAGCUGUCUUGCUUUGGUUAUGGAGGAGAAAAAGAAGCUUGAGGAGGAGAGGGAGUAUUCUGCUCAUGAGAAUGAGAGACUUUCAGCCGAACUUGUUGUUCUUCAAGAACGGUUAUCUGCAGAACGUGAAGAACAAGUAAGGUUUGAGGUUGACCUAAAAGAAACAACAAAACGCCUUGAACAGCUCACUGAUGAAAAGAUUACUAGCAAUCUGGACAUACUUAAAGCUAAGAUGAGUGAGGUUGAAAAGAGUGGGUUUAUAAUACCAGCUCAAGUUGGGGAAGCUGGGAACCAAGUUGAACUUAGCAGGGGUCAUGAUCUUGCAACUGAAGAUGAUAACUCUCAGCAAAUUCACGGGAAGCAAGACAGUGAAGCUUCCUUUGUGGUGGAUAAAUCUUUAUCUGAUGGCUGUGUAGGGGGCUCACCAUUUGUGAAUACUGAGCAGGAAGUCUUUGAUGAUUCCGAUGGGUUUAUCGCACUGAAUGGACACUUGGACAAGGCAGAUAAAAUGUUGCAUAAACUUGUACAGGAAGUUGAAAGCAUCUGCUCUCAUUCCACAUUGCUAAGCAAGUCCGGUCACAAAGUUCCUGUAGCUCAGGUAUCAAAACUGAUUCAAGCAUUCGAGUCGAAGGCUCAUCAAGAUGAGCCAGUAGAGGGGGAAGCUCUAACCGAUAAUCAAUCACCAGAAGAUUCAGUUGUGUCGGUAAGAGAGCAAAUCGGAAACCUGAGAGCAUUAUUUAAGCACAUGCUGAUGGAUACUGCAAAUGCCAGUCUACUGCUGAAGGAGGAGCGAGAUGGUAGGAAAAAUGCUGAUGCCACCUCUGAGGAAUUGAAGGAUCAGAAUGAGGCCUUGGAAGAAUAUUGCAAGAAACUGGGAGCAACGAACAUUGAGCUCAGGGUCCUAUAUGAAGCUUUAGAAGAACAUAGGGGAAGCAUUGAAUCUAGGAACUGUGAGCUUUUCAUUCUCUGCGAAUCCUUACAACUACAAGUCACUAAUCUUAAAGUAGAAAACGUGGAAGCUGACAGAAAGCUGCAUGUGUAUGAAUCAAGAACUAGUCAAUUGCAGAGUCGGUUGCAUGAUCUACAUCUAAUUUCAAAUGUUAUGGUAUCUCAAACCUCUGAGCAGUUGGAAAGUUUUCACAAGGAGGCUGCUGAGAAAGUUUUGAUGCUUGAGCGCCAUUGGAAUUCAACUAUUGAUCCGGUUCUUGAAGCAACUGGCAAGCUUGAUGAAUCUCUUGGUAGGAUCACCACAACUACAACAGUCUCUCAUGAUUCUUUGGACAGAAUAAGUUAUUCAGUUGCUUCUGUUUAUGAUGCCAUCAGUUUUAUUCAAGAUCUGAAGGACAAACUUGAAAGUUCUCAAACAGAACAUGAAGCAGUCUUUUCUUUAUACAAAGAAGCGAAUGAGAAAUGCGAUGAUCUGCAUGGAAAGAAUCAAACGGCCAGUGACUUGUUGCAGAAGUUGUAUGGCAACCUUUCUAAACUACUCACGGUUUUGCAUGGGUCUACAGAUGAAAGUGAUAUGUACUUAGAACCUGAGAAGUUUCCUGAUCUUCUAGAUUACAGUAAUUAUGGAACCAUCAUAGAACAUGUGGAAUCUUCUUUGAGGGGGAGUCUGCAACUUGAAUCUGUUAACAAGAAACUAAAUUCAGAGUUGAUGGCUAGCGCUGAAGAAGUUGAGGAACUGAAACAAAGAUGCCUUGGUUGUACUACUCUGCAGAAGUUAAUAGAAGAUGUUGAAGGGGUGCUGAAAGUGGAACAUGCUGAGUUUCAAGUGGAUAAAACCCCUGCUUCACACCUUGAAUCACUGGUGUCAUGUCUUGUUCGAAAAUGUGAGGAGGCUGAUGUGCAGGUAGGCUUAUCUAAGGAAGAAGAUUCUGGAUCUAAGGUGGUGAAGCUGACUUCAAUGCAGGAACAAGUACAGCAGUUAAAUGCCUUGUGUCUCAAGCAUGAAAGUGAACUCAUUGUUCUAAGGGAAAGUUUACAUCAGGCGGAGGAAGCACUUCUUGUUGCUCGUUCUGAGAUACAAGGGAAAGUAAAUGAACUUGAACAGUCAGAGCAACGGGUGUCUUCCCUUAGAGAGAAGCUUACCAUUGCUGUCACCAAGGGGAAAGGUUUGGUUGUGCAGCGAGAUGGUCUGAAGCAGUCCCUUAACGAGAAAUAUGUUGAACUGGAAAGAUUCUCACAGGAACUGCAAAUGAAAGAUGCAAGGCUUCUUGAGAUUGAAGCAAAACUUGAGGCAUUUUCAGAGUCAGGUGAACGAGUGGAAGCUCUGGAAUCUGAGCUUUCAUAUAUUCGCAAUUCAGCUACUGCAUUAAGAGAAUCAUUCCUUCUCAAAGAUUCUGUCCUUCAGAGAAUAGAAGAGAUCUUGGAAGACCUUGAUCUGCCAGAGCAUUUUUAUUCAAGAGAUAUUAUUGAGAAGAUUGAUUGGCUGGCCAGGACAGCUACUAGUAACACUUUACGUGUGACUGAUUCAGAUCAGAAGAGUUCUGCCGGUGGAGGUUCAUACUCUGAUGCUGGUUUUGUUGUUAUGGAUUCCUGGAAAGAUGAUGUACAGCCAAGUUCAGAUUCAAGUGAAGAUAUCAAAAGAAAAUAUGAUGAACUAAAGAGUAGAUUUUAUGGGUUGACUGAACAGAAUGAAAUGUUGGAACAAUCCUUAAUGGCAAGGAACAACAUAGUACAGAGAUGGGAGGAACUUUUGGACAGGAUUGACAUGCCACCACAUCUGCGAUCUGUGGAGCCAAAGGACAGGAUCGAUUGGUUAAGCAAAGCACUUUUAGAAGCGCAGGAAGAUAAUAUGUCUCUGCAGCAGAAGGUUGUUAACCUAGAAAACCAUUGUGUAUCACUCACUGCUGAUUUGGAAGACUCGCAAAGGGGAGUGUCUGACCUUGAGGCAGACCUUCAAAGAUUUAUCCACAAGAGAGAUUAUCUUUCUGAAAGAUUGGAGACUCUGGUCAAUGAUCAGGAGAAGCUUUCAACAAAGGCAGCUGAAUUUGAGCUUGAGAAUGAAAAGCUGCAGAAGGAAGUUACUGAUUUGCAAGAAAAUGUAGCCAAGAUGCAUGGAAAUGAGAAUCAAAUUCUCAGCAUAGAAGCUGACUUAAGAAGAUUACAGAGUUUGGUUACUGAUGCCUUGGAGGUCUCUGGAUCAAAGUAUGAGUAUUCUGGUGGUGGUAGUAUUGAGUGCUUGGAAGGGUUACUGAAUAAGCUUUUAGAGAGUUAUGCAACUCUUUCCUCGGAAAAACCUGUGCAUGGGGGUGCCGCUGAAAGUCUCCAUACUGAAUAUGCUGAUGCAACAGUUAUUGGAUCAAGAAGCCUAAAUACACUUGGUUCCCAGGAAUCAGAUGUAGAUGUUUUAAAGAAAGAGUUGGAGGAGGUUCAACAUGAACUUUUGGGUGUGAAGGAGGAGAGGGAUGGAUAUCUAGAGAAGCAACAGUCUAUGGCUAGUGAAUUUGAAGCAUUACAUAACAAAGUGAAUGAGUUGCAAGGGCUGCUUAAUCAAGAGGAGCAGAAGUUAGCUUCUGUUAGAGAGAAGUUAAAUGUUGCAGUCAGAAAAGGGAAGUCAUUGGUACAACAGCGUGACAGUCUGAAACAAAGUAUUGAUGAGGUCAAUUCUGAGGUCGAACGUUUGAGAUCAGAGAUCAAGAUGGGGCAAGUCAAAAUUGCAGAGUAUGAACAAAACUUCAGGGAUUUGUCUACUUUCCCUAGUAGGGUAGAAGCCUUAGAAUCUGAGACAUUGUUCUUGAGGAAUUGUUUGAAUGAAACUGAGCAGAAUUUGCAGCACAAAGAAAAUACUUUGAGCAUGAUUGUAAAUAUCUUAGACAACAUUGAUGUAGGAGGCGAUUUUAACUCUCGUGAUCCAGUUGUGAAGUUAGAACGAAUUGGGAAAAUGUGCUUUGAUCUGCGCGCAGAUGUAGCUUCUUCUGAGCAAGAGGCUAGGAAAUCCAAAAGAGCAGCAGAGCUACUCCUCGCAGAACUGAACGAGGUUCAAGAGAGGAAUGAUGGUCUCCAAGAAGAGCUUGCAAAAUCUGCUGAUGAAAUUUCUGUAGUCUCCAAGGAAAGGGAUCUUGCUGAGGCUAGCAAACUUGAAGCUGUUUUAAGUCUUGAAAAGCUAUCUACUGCUCACUCCGAGGAAAGAAAAAACCAAUUUUCUGAAUUUGCAGGACUGAAAUCUGGUCUAGAUCAACUCAAGAAGGGUUUCCAUGAUAUUUGCAAUUCAUUGGUCGAUAUUUUUUACAACGACUUGGAAUUUUUGAACAACCUGGAGUCUGGUAUUGACUCAUGUCUCAAAUUAAAUAGUGCAAAUGUGGUUGAUGUGCACCCCUUCACUGCAGCUGGUGGAUUUCUAACGAGCAAAUCAGAUAAGGAUAACUCUAUUUCAAUGAAUUAUAGGUCAGACACCAAUGCGCAUGGACAUUUUGGUGACAGUUUUGUCAUCGAAACCUUUACAUACAUAACACAUUAUGUGCAAGAUCUCAUGACGGAGAUUGGUGUGCUUAAAGAAAAAUUAGAUGAACACUCAAUGUCUUUGCAUGAAAAAACUAGCAGUGUACCCAGAUUGGUGGCAAUUGUUCGUGGAGAGAUAACUUCCAAAAACGAGUCAUUUGAAGCCUUGAGGAGAGACUUUUUGCAGAUGGAAAUGGUCAAAAAGGAAAAGGACAAGGAACUUGUUGUCUUGCAUAGAAAUGCUGCCGUGCUUUUUGAAGCAUGCACUAGUUCAGCUGUGGAAAUAAAUAGAAGAAAAGAUGAAUUGAUGGGAAAUAGUUGGGCUGUUGGAGAUCUGGGAAUGACAUCAAAAACAGCAGAAUUGCCCGCUUUCAGGGGAGAGGGUGAGCUGUACUCUGAGGAAUCUGUUAGGUCUGUGGCAGACUGGCUAUUGUCGGCUGCUAGUGAUUUUGCUACUCUGACAGCUGAAAUAGUGGAAGGCAGCCAAAAGGAAAUGAAGCUUACCAUUUCAAAUUUGCAGAAAGAGCUUCAGGAGAAGGACGUUCAAAAGGAGAGGAUUUUCAUGGAGCUUGUAAGUCAAAUCAAGGAAGCUGAAGAUACUGCAAGCAGCUAUUCAGUGGACCUUGAAUCUUCAAAAACCUUGGUGUAUGAUUUGGAGAAACAGUUGGAAGCGAUGAAAGGUGAACGCAACCUACUUGAGCAGAGAGUAAAGGAGCUAGAAGAUGGCCAUGCCACCUCUGACGAGUUACAACAGAGGGUCAGAACACUAACUGAUGAGCUUGCUGCCAAAGACCAUGAAAUUGAGGAGCUAAUGCAAGCACUUGAUGAGGAGGAGGUGCAGAUGCAAGGUAUCACCUACAAGAUUAAGGAACUGGAAAAGAUUGUGGAACAAAAGAACCUAGAUUUAGAGAACCUUGAAGCUUCUCGUGGGAAGGUUAUGAAAAAGCUCUCCAUCACUGUGUAUAAGUUUGACGAGCUGCAUCGCCUAUCUGCAAGCCUCCUUGCGGAAGUUGAAAAAUUGCAGUCACAAUUGCAAGAUCGGGAUGCAGAGAUUUCUUUCUUAAGGCAGGAGGUCACUAGGUGCACCAAUGAUGUUCUGGUUGCAUCACAAGUCAGUAAGAAGGGAAAUUCAGAUGAGAUCCACGAGUUAUUAACAUGGUUUGAUAUGAAUAUUCCUGCAUUUGGGGUCCACAGUGAGUAUCUUGAAAAUAAGAACAACAGUGACGUCCCUGAACAAAAGGAAGUACUCAAGAAGACAGUUGAUUCAAUUUUAUCAGAAUUGGGGGAUCUACGGGCUGCGGCUCAAAGCAAAGAUAUAUUGUUGCAAGAAGAAAGGACUAAAGUAGAAGAAUUAACACGCAAGGAACAGACUCUUGAGAAGUGUUUACGGGAGAAGGAAUCACGAUUAAAUCUGCUUGAAGGUGUGGAAGAUGGCCAAGCAACUAGCUCGACCUCAGAGAUUCAUGAAGUUGAGCCUGCGAUAAACAAAUGGGAAGCAUCUGGUUCCUCCAUUGCAUCUCAAGUCCGCAGUUUGCGCAAAGGCAACAGUGAGCAAGUUGCAAUUGCCAUAGAUAUGGAUCCUGGGAGCACUAGUAGAUUGGAAGAUGAAGAAGAUGAUAAGGUUCAUGGUUUCAAGUCACUCACUACAUCAAGAAUGGUUCCUAAAUGUACAAGACCUGUGAGUAACAUGGUCGAUGGCCUCUGGGUUUCUUGUGAUCGGACUCUAAUGCGACAACCAAUUUUGCGGCUUGGUAUUAUGUUCUAUUGGGCCUUUCUGCAUACGCUUCUUGCUAGUCUUGCAAUUUGAAAAGCUCAAUGGGUUCACAUUUGGUUUUAGGGCGAGAUGGACUUGGGGUCCCGAUUAUGUUAUUAUUGGGUAUUAAGUGGAGCUUAAUCUGCUUUGUUUUUGUCCUUCCUAUAGAUGCGGUUAGAGAUUGAUUUAUUAUUCUCAACCAGGCAACCCAGAUUCCCAUAUUUUUAUCUGAAGGAAUCCUAGAACCUUGGCUGCUUCUAAUGAGGAAAAGAGAUUCAUGAUAGGGCAACAUAUUAUUUAGGUUGUACAUCAUAGCUGUUAUUAUUUAGGUUCUCUACAAAUUUAGAGAGAAUUUAGUAGUAAAACAAACUCCGGUGCAGCAAUUUGUAUGGUUAUUACUUGUGCAAAAGUCGGCAUGUGUUGAUGCUUUGACACAGUUAUUCGAGAGGUACAUAGAAUUGAAUCGAUUGGUACGGUUUUGUUGAUGGUUUUGAA